AUGUCGACAGAUUUCAUGGCUGCAAAGACGACGAAGGACGGCCGUGCUCUUCUCAAGCCGGUUGUCGUGCGGCAGAAGGCCCAACAGCCAGACACGGAUGCUUCUGACCUCGUAGCGAACCUCAUAGAGGCAGCGAAGAAAAUGCAGAUUCGCAAGCUGAGACGAACGAUUGUAGACAUCAAGCAGAGCAGCAAGAACCUGUCAGGAGGUAGAGCUGCAGGCGCCAUGUCGCCAGCGCUUGGCCUCGGAAAUGUCUCUGCUCUGGAAUCCAGACCACUCAAGAGUCCUCUGGUUCAACCAAGCAUCAACGGCACGGACGACAAUGGCCGAACGGCUCUCCAUUUCUCCUGCGGGAUGGCAUCUACAGAAUGUGCCGUUGUGCUGCUAGAAUCAGGAGCUGAGGUGAACGUACGGGACAAUGAGGGGUUUACUCCCCUCCACAUGGCAGCUGGAUACGGUCGCAGCCAAUCAGUCGAGCUUCUUCUCAAAGCAGGAGCUAACCCAUUCGUCAAAGACAAGAUUGGACGCACCCCGCGGGAACUCGCCGUGGAAAUCAGAGACACCGGCAUGCGUCACGACGGCUCCUCCGUCCCUCGCGGCGACAUGGAGGCCACCAUCACUCUCCUGGGUAGCGCGGAGUGGAAAGAGCACCAGGCAGCGAAAGGAAGACAGCACAAUGCGAUUGGUGGUAAUGCGGUGGAGAGCGGUGGUGGCUCUGCUGCGGAUGAUGGGGCGAAGCGGCCGGCUGCGGGGACUCCGCUGGACGAGCUGCUGGCUGCGGCGCAGGCGGGGGAGGCUGACGGCGUGGCGAAGGCGCUGGCGAAAUUAGAAGCGAGGUCGGAUGUUACAUGGAUCGCUGGACGCGCCGCUUCUCUCGCGAACGCUUUCUCAGUUGCUGUUGCGGCUUCUGAGUCAACUCAGAGGCCUCACGUGUCACGUGUGUCUCUCCCACCCUUUCACAGGCAUACAACGGGCACGAAGAGGCUCUCUCAGCGCUCGUAUGCCACGGAGCUGGUGUCGGCGUACAACGGGCAUGAAGAGGCUCUCUCAGCACUCGUGCGCCACGGGGCUGGUGUGGAUGCGAGGUCGCAUGGAGGCGUGACGCCGCUCAUUGCUGCUGCUGAGGGCCGCCAUGCUUGCUGUAUCCACCUGCUCGUCCAGGCCGGAGCAGACGUGAAUGCGCGCACGUCAGAGGGCAAGACAGCGCUGAUGCAUGCAGUGGGGCGCAACUCAGUGCCGGCAACAGAGGCGCUGCUGGCGGGAGGCGCGGACGUCAGUGCUGUGGAUGGAGAAGGCCUGUCCGCUCUGCACCACGGUGCUCGCCUCGAUGCAUCGGACUGCGUUGAGCUGCUGUGUGCCAAGGGCGCGAGCAUGACCAAGAGGUGCAAGAAGGGCCGCACUGCUCUCAUGGACGCACCCAAAGGCUCCGCCUCUGCUGCCAUCCUGGAGGAGAAGUGGAAGGCGUUAGAAGAGGAGGUAGCGAGGCGGCAACUGGAACUCCUGGAGCUGUUCGCUGAUGAUGCCUCUGAUGCCGCCUCAGCCUCCUCCAAGACAAACGCACCCGCAGCAGCAGACGCCAAGAGCGGCAAGGACAAGAAGAAGGCCGGGAAAGGCCGGAGCAGGACUCCCAAGGGGACCGCCUCCCUGACCAGCAAGUUGCAGGGGCUGGCAGAAGGGCCAGGCUCGGCCGCGGGCUCGGCGGCAGGUUCGGUGGGCUCUGCAGGUUUGGUGGGUGAUGUGCAGAAUCUGGUGGUGAAGACCCCAGAGUCGUCUAGCCGACCUAGUAUGUCUCCUGCGAGUUCAGUCUUGGACUUUGGUCAGACCACUGAUAGCUCUGGCAUGAGCACUGCAGAAGAUGAGGAGGGGGAAGGGGAGGGGGAGGACGGGGGGAGUGAGUAUGACUCGCAGGAUAUUUUUGAGAUCAUGGCAGCUGCUAGCAAGAAGGGCUCUGGUGGGGGUGGUGGCAGGGUUGGUGGCGGGGUUGGGUCUGGUGCUGGGGUUGCGGAGGGUAAUGAUGGGUUUAUUCCGGUUGGGAGCGGUGAGAAGGCCCCGAACAGAGUGAGUGAGGCUGCUUCAGCCCCAUCUCCCACCAUCCCUUUGGUUCAGAUUCCACCUCCCGGCCCUGGCAGCAAGCCUGUUUCCUCCACUGGCUCCCCUACUCCCAGUGCGGUGCGGAGCGGUUCCAAUGGAUGCACGUGCAAGCAGAGCCAGCAGCACUGUGAGGAGAACACGGGAGAGCUUGCACGGCGGGUUGCGGAGCUAGAGACAGAGCUGAGAGCCGCCAGAGCUGCAGCAGAUGCGGCCAGGGCUGUUGCUGCAGCAGAGAGGGCCAGGGCGGCUCAAUUGGAGCAACAGUUGAUCAGCGGACGGAAAGCCGCUGAGAUAAUAAGCGCUCGGGACAAGUCUCAGAUUCAAGUUUUGCAGGUGGGAAGAUGGAGCUUUUCCUGCCUGCCUCGCCCCGCUUUCUCUGUCCUCACUCCUCUCUCCCGCUCUUGA
Messenger RNA from Closterium sp. Yama58-4, 2496 nucleotides. The record is from the annotation of a GenBank genome assembly. Lineage: Eukaryota; Viridiplantae; Streptophyta; Zygnematophyceae; Desmidiales; Closteriaceae.